Aspergillus ibericus CBS 121593 is the source of this 609-nucleotide messenger RNA. RefSeq lists its product as uncharacterized. Lineage: Eukaryota; Fungi; Ascomycota; Eurotiomycetes; Eurotiales; Aspergillaceae. The transcript has a single exon. The record is from RefSeq and is a predicted model, not a curated record. Bases 1 to 609 code for a protein of 202 amino acids.
AUGGGAAAGAAAGACGAGGAAUACGAGUUCCAUCGCGAAUAUUAUCAGCUGGCCGGGAUGUUGGCUGAUGAUUUAGAUCAUCUCACGCUGGGCUGGCGGUUCGACCUCUUAUGGACUCUUCCCUAUGAUGACCGUCUGGCCAGGGACGGGCGAGUUCGGGAUCUACCAAAGGAUUCUGACGAUAGUCCGGUGCUGAGGGAUCCGCCUCCUACUAAUCUAGUUGACGAGUAUGAGGAAGACUGGAACGAAUUGGGUACGAUCUGGGGCAAGGCGCAAGUGGAGAGCCUGGAGUUAUACGGUCGUUGGCGCAUGGAAGCUUGUCGAGCAUUGGCGGAAAAGGAACCGAACUGGGAUAUUGUUGCCCGCUGGCUGAAUCGUGCCGUCCUGGAGCAAUGGACAAGACAGGGACAAAAGCAAGAACGCGGCUAUGGUGUCCAAGGGUGCGAUAUCCUCAGAGUGUUGGCGAUGGAUGUGCCGGUAGCGCCAGUCUCUGAGCAAGAGCUCGCCUCAAUCAAUGGGGUGCUGGAUAAUGUGGGAUUGAUACGUACUUGCAACAGCGGGGCCAUUCAUAACUGGGCAUAUCGUGGUGACUAUGCUCCAUACAGCUGA